CAGUCGGAUUUGCUUAAAAUUUCGCGCGUUCAGCGUCUCAAGUCUAAUACAGUCUACAUAAUAAUCCAAGCAUCGUUCACGAAUGUCUGCCGUCACCCUCGAGCGCCAGUUCCGUCCUAUAUACGAAUCUUUGGACAAUGGCUCCAACAAGUCUGCCAUCUUGUCGUGCAACAAGCUGCUAAAAAAGUAUCCUACUAAUAUCUUGGCCAAGGCUCUGAAAGCCCUUGCACUUGUGCGCCUCCAAAAAGUAGAAGAAUCUCUCGCCUUAUGCGACGAAAUCCUGGCCGCGAAGCCAUUAGACGAGCCGACCAUGUCAGCUAUGAUGCACGUCCUCAAGGGCCUUGGGAGGAAUGCGGACCUUGUAGCCAUGUGCGAAGAAGCAUACAAGAGUCAACCUCAAAACGAAGAAUACGGUGCUCAAGCAUUCUUCGCGAAUAUCCGGAAUGGAAACUGGAAAUCUGCACAACAAAUAUCUUCCAAGAUGCACAAACAAUUCCAGGAGGACCGAUAUUUGUACUGGAGCGUGAUCUCUGCUAUCUUGCAGGCUAAUGACCCGUCAACGCCAGCCGGUAUGCGGACGGUACUGUACAAGCUGGCGCACAGACUAGUAGUUUCCUCGCCAACCCCAUCUUACCUUAGUGCAGACCGCUUCCACAUGCAUAUGAAUAUCCUAAAAGAGCUGGAGCUCUAUGAUGAAGCAAAUGCCCUUUUGGAGAGCGAAGUUGGAAAGUCUAUUUGCUCGACCAGCCUGGCAUGUUCACAGACUCGCAGGGAUAUUUGGCGGAAGCGGGGUUCGUACAAGGAAGAAGGGGAACGUGCCCGGGACCGGAUAUCAGAAGGUGACCGGAACUGGCUUGAAUUUUUGUCCGUUCUGGACGCAACGUUCGCUCCCAUCGUGUCGUCCCAGGAUGAGAUCUCGGAGCAAAGUAGACAAGAGUGUAGGGAGGUCCUAAACGGGACCAGGGAGUUCUUGGCAGAUAUCGCCCAAAAGGAUGGCAUCAAAAAUCGAGCUGCCCCGUUAGCACUUACUGAACUUGAAUACCGCGCUUACAAGCAUGGCUUAUAUGAUUCGAGUGUCCUCGUUGAAUCGAUGGCGGAUUACCUUACUCAAUUUGGCGACAAGUCUUGCUGUUUCGAAGACUUGAAGGCCUACCUUGAUGCUGAGGUUGCGUCAUCUGAACAAUGGGAAGCAAUCCUUGCCAACCAACACCUUUCUUUUGAGUCCAUAUCGCAUCUGCAGAGAUUGAUUAACGUCCGCAAGCUUCAGCGUUAUGGUUUGUCCAAAACGGACAUGACCGUGGAAGCUGAGACUGCUCGUGCAGUGAAGUAUUUAUCAGAAUAUUUCGAGGGUCUUUCCCUUGGCAAGGAUCUUCCUGUUACCGAGCUCCAGCCAAGCGAUGAUCUUGCACUUCUCUCCGCCCAUGCUUUUGUCAACGUAUGGGCCCUCAGUGGUUCCGAAGAACCUUUGUAUAGUGCUGUCACUGUCUUAGAGUUUGGCUUGACCAGGAGCCGCAUGUCCUUCUUGAUGCGCAUGAUGCUCAUUCGACUAUACCGCAUAUUAGGUGCUCCGAGCCUCGCACUGGAUCAUUAUCGUGCGAUGAAUGUUAAACGGGUCCAGAAUGAUACCCUUUCCCAUCUCGUUCUCACUCGGGCAUUGACGUUCUCGUUGGCUGCGACUGGGGACUUGACGUAUCCUACAGAAUGCCUGGAGUCCAGCCAGAUAUACCUAGUUAAUGCCCAGGAGACCUCGGAUUUCAUCGUCCGUGCUUUCACCGCUGAAAGAUACACCCAGAUACCUGAAUUCAUUGAAUUCGAGGAUAGACUAGAAAAUUCCCUCCAACGCGACGUCGUCAAGAUGGAGCACGUCCGUAUGCGCCUGACACACGAGCAACUCCACACCGAUAUCAUAGAUAUGGAGUUGAUAGAGCUCAAAUUUAUCUUUGACCGUUUACAUCACGACAACCGCGACUUCGUUAUUUUGCCAAACUAUCAACCCGCGUGCCAACCGAUGUUCAACGAGCAGAGUUUGAUGUUCGGGACGUCGUGCGGUCAAGGAUGGUUGUGGAGCUUCCUCAAAAUAUAUCUCCGGGCAUUCCAGCAUGCCAGUGACCUCGAUGAGACGGUAGAAGCAAAACUACUCAUCGGUGACAGGCCGAAGAUGAGUCCGGAUCCAGAGACAAAGCUUCCCCUUCCAGAACGCCUUGCAAUCAGGAAGAGCGAGGAAACUGCAGAGUUGACUUCCGAAGAACGUCAACUCAUGGAGUGGGCUACUGCCCUCGGCGAUUGGCUCGAGCCCCAUCACAACUACACUCGACCACCUCCCCAUGUCGUGUUAGCUGAGGCUGCAAAACAGACCGAACUUAAGACUGGCUUGCCGUUGAGGGGCGUUGACCUCAAGGCUUUGAGCGUGAACGGAAACUCAAAAAAGGACGAGGAAGCUCCACCGAUUAAACCAGUGCCUGAGUUGGUCGUUAAGUUCUUUGAGGAUAUGUACUCUCAGUUUAAGCGGCUGCUGAAGAGCAAGUGUUCAAUUUCACAAUUGCUGCACAUUGCUACCAUCACUCAAGAGGCAUACAUUCUACUGGCCGUUGAAACCCUACGCUUCAAGACACCCUCCGUCGUAAAGAUCCACAAGCUUGGCAAUCUUGUGUGCAUGAUCAAGGACAUCCGGCAAAAGGCGAAUUCCAUAAUGAAGGAUAUGUCGUUUGAGCUGCUGAAGUUGGCAGAGGCGGAGAAUACAGGUGACCGCCGGAGCGCUCUUGCGGAAGCAUGUGCGUGCGUCGCCGUCGGUCAGAUUGAUCAUGACUUCAUCUUGAACGUAGUGAGGAACGUGAUGGACUCUCAGAAGAAGGUGCUGGAGGGAGUUGCUAAAGGGAUGGCUAAGCUUCACAAUACACAUUCGCAGUCCUAGGGUGGGAACCAUGCAACGGUUUGAAUAUACUAUCAGCCCCUCUCAAUCUGUACAAUCAUGCAAUGUUAUAGUUUCUUGCUUU
Pisolithus orientalis is the source of this 2993-nucleotide messenger RNA. RefSeq names its product N-acetyltransferase B complex non catalytic subunit-domain-containing protein. Gene Ontology annotation, biological process: N-terminal peptidyl-methionine acetylation. The record is from RefSeq and is a predicted model, not a curated record. Gene Ontology annotation, molecular function: protein binding; protein-N-terminal amino-acid acetyltransferase activity. Bases 83 to 2911 code for a protein of 942 amino acids. Gene Ontology annotation, cellular component: cytoplasm; NatB complex. The transcript is spliced from 20 exons. NCBI's taxonomy places the organism in Eukaryota, Fungi, Basidiomycota, Agaricomycetes, Boletales, Pisolithaceae.